Molecule: messenger RNA, 564 nt
Organism: Meriones unguiculatus (Mongolian gerbil)
Lineage: Eukaryota; Metazoa; Chordata; Mammalia; Rodentia; Muridae
Gene: Msgn1
Product: mesogenin 1
Exons: 1
Coding region: 1-564 (187 amino acids)
Biological process (GO): regulation of transcription by RNA polymerase II; mesoderm formation
Cellular component (GO): nucleus
Molecular function (GO): DNA-binding transcription factor activity, RNA polymerase II-specific; protein dimerization activity; RNA polymerase II cis-regulatory region sequence-specific DNA binding
Source: RefSeq, a predicted model, not a curated record
AUGGACAACCUGGGUGAGACCUUCCUCAGCCUGGACGAUGGCCUGGACUCUUCUGACACAGCAGGCCUGCUGGCCUCCUGGGACUGGAAAAGCAGAGCCAGGCCCCUGGAGCUGAGCCAGGCAUCUCCUGCUCAGAGCCUCUCCCCGGUUCCUUCCCUGGAGUCGUACUCUGAGGUCGCACUGCCCUGCGGGCACAGUGGGGCCAGCACAGGAGGCAGCGAUGGCUACAGCAGCCAUGGGGCUGGUGGCCUAGUUGAGCUGGAUUACAGCAUGUUAGCUUUCCAACCGGCCUACCUACAAGCUGCUGGUGGUCUCAAAGGCCAGAAGGGCAGCAAAGUCAAGAUGUCCGUCCAGCGGAGACGCAAGGCCAGCGAGAGAGAGAAACUCAGGAUGCGGACCUUGGCAGAUGCCCUCCACACGCUCCGGAAAUACCUGCCACCUGUCUACAGCCAGAGAGGCCAGCCGCUCACCAAGAUCCAGACACUCAAGUACACCAUCAAGUACAUCGGGGAGCUCACGGACCUCCUCAACAGCGGGAGAGAGCCCAGGCCCCAGAGUGUGUGA